AACCCAGGAGGUGGAGGUUGCAGUGAGCCGAGAUCACGCCACUUCACUCUAGCCUGGCGACAAAGCAAAACACAGUCUUGAAAAAGAGGAAAAAAAAGAGUAGGCACCUCUCUGACAGAAAGAGACUUAAAGACUUAAGGAAGUGAGGCUUUCUUGCUUUCUUUCUAAACACAGCUUCACAGGCACCUCCGCUGGCUGAGCUCUGCCCAGAGCUGAAAGUGGACACAGCGGCCCCCACCUUCCUGGGUCCCUGAGUCAAACAAGAAGGACCCCCGGGGGGAGUGACAACAUGACCUUUGGGUCCUAGCACCUCCUGUGCCCACCUGGCCCCACCCUGUCUGUCUGCCCUGUUGGCCAGGAGCUUCCCUAUGGCUGAGACUCUUGGGCAGCUCAAAUGCCACCUCUGUGCCAGUCUGGAUGGGGGUCCUGAGACCCCACAGCCCUGCCUGCUGCUCUGCCCUCGCCUCCCCUUCACUCCAGCUCUGCCCAGUGGUGUCCUGGCCUGGCCAGUUGCCUCCAUAAUGGAGACCUUCCCAGAGUGCUGCAGGCAUGGUGUACAGUGGCUCCCUCCAGGGUCACCUUGGUGCUGGAUGUUUGCUGAUCCUGUGCUGGGCAGCCUGCAUCUGUCUUGAUGCCCUGUCUUGGCAAGGGCACACCACCCUGAGCAAUGGGCUCAGAUGUGCCUGAGACCCCACAUCAAGCCCCGUUCACUCCCUGUCACCCACCUGUUACUGGAGGUGCAUUUGGGGACUCCUGCCCCAGCCCCCACCCCUCCCUGAGCCUGGCUGCCUGCUCCUCACACCAUCCAUUCUCCACACACUCCCCCUUGCCUAGGGCCCCGGACAGACCUUGGCAGGCUUCCAGAGCUGGCUGUUCAGGGUUUUUAGUGCCUGGCAAGAGCAAGACCCUCUGUCCGCCCGGGAGCCUGGGAGGUGGAGCAGGCCUCCCUGGCCCCGUGCCCAGGGGCUCUUCCAGGGGUCCCUCGCCCCAUCCUCCCAGCUUCUUCCAGCUUUGCCCCUGACAUGUCUUGCUCUGACCUCCCCUCCCUUACUCCUGGCCUCAUCUCCCUGGGCCCAGGCCUUCACAGGCUGACUAGACAGGUUAGCAAGCAGUCACUGACUCUGGCUUCUGGCGAGAGGGGUCCAGACGGGCCAGGACAAUGGCUGGUGAACCCCUGGACAUCAGGGAAGUUUCUGGUGCACACAGUGGGGGUGCAGCUGCCGCCAUGUCUGCAGCUGGGCCCUCACCACUGCUGUGCCUGGGCCGCAGGGAGUGUUAUCGAGCCUGAUUCAGCCUGGGGAUAUUCUGGUGACUUCCUGUCUGAAACUUGCUCUCUUGCUGGGAGGGGUUCUCUGGGUAUGAAUCACUUUGCUGGGGUCAGGGCAGGGAGAACCAGCUCUGUGAUGGGCUUCUCAGAGACAACACCUCAGGUGCCGCACAGCUCGGGGCUGCCCCCACUGGUCCUGGAGGCCCUGUGGGACUAGGCAGGGCCGGUCCGCACCCACUAGGCUCCCAGUGUUUGUACUCCCAGGCUCCUUCCCACUCCCACCCCAGCCUGAUUCUCCACGUGGCAGAGGCAGGGGAGCCCAUACAUGACCACCAGCCCCCAGCUCAUACCCACAGCUCCUGCCACCCAAGGAGCCCACCUUUCCUUUCCCAGACCCCAGUGAAGGACCCGAGAAGGGACCCAGCUGCCCUCAUUUGAAUCAGCUAUCCCCGGACAGCCUGGCAAAGGCCAGAAGGCAUGGAGGGUGACAAUAGCCUGAGCUGGGUCCGGGCAUCACUCCUGGACCCCUCAGCUGGGGGUGCAGAGGAGCCCUGGCGAGCAUGACAGACCAUCCAGUGCGGCGCAGGGAGGGGCAGGUCCUGGGGGCUGCUGGGGCCACCAACAGGAGCCAACAGCUGUCCCUGGCCAUCACCCUCACUGGCUGAUGUGCACUUUGCCUGUUGUUGCUCCAAGGGUGGGGCUGUCCUGGCCCAAAGACCCGGGAGGCCAGUGGCCCCAGGAGCAGUGACCUGUGGGUGGUGUGUUUGCACCAGAUCCCUGCAGGAUCACAGCCCCCUGGGCUGUUUCUGGAAAGCCAAGGUGGUCCCUGCUCUGAGACCUGCACCUCUCCGCUGGGGUGGAGCGAGCCCAGCUUUCGAGGGACCCCACUGCCACACAUGCAAAGCCUCCGAAAUCGCUGUUCAGAGGCAGCCUCCAGCCACUCGGUCUGCAGCAGGGGCAGCUGUGAUCCACGUGGCUGGGGGAAUGUGCGGCGGGGGGCUCAGCCUCCACCGGGCUCUCCUGCCUGAGCGCACCCAACCAUCAUUGUGAGGUCUUAGCUCAAUGACGACGUCCCUGCUGCAGUGCUGGGCAGUGUCACUUGGAGACAUUUGUGGGCCCAGCUCCCAGCCCGGCCCUGCCCCCACUGCUGAAAGAGCCUGGGUUGGACGGGAGUGGGCACCCGGGGGGGGGUCUCUGACCUGAAACCCAGAAGCAGCCUGGGGGUGAGUGGGGCUGUGGGUGCUGUCCACAGUCAGCUGUCAUCUUUCAAGGACAUCAGGCCUACUAGGGCCAGGAGUACCACAGUGAGGGAGACUGUCCCAGGCACCCCACCUGCCACCCUCCAGUUCCCACAGGCCCCUCACAGAGAAGCCACCUGCAGGGCUCUGGCAGGCCACCCUUGGUUCUGGAUGAAGGCGGCUUUGGGGUAGGGCUGGGAUGGAAUGUAGAGCGUAUGUCAGCUGCUCUUCCAGCAAGGCCCUGCCCCAGGGAGAGGGAGGCAGGGAGGGGAGGUUGCUGGUGUGCAGGGUCUGUGCCUGGCCUUCCAGGACAUGCAGGUACCAUCCUGGUCCCGGGGCUGCAGUGAGCGCACUUGGCCUCUCCGCUCCUGGCACCCCAGACAGGUGGGAGGACAUAGCCUCUGGGAAGCCACCUGCUCUGUGAGAGCCGGCAGCACCAGGCUGAGCUGCAGAGGAGCUGGGUUUGUCUUUCCAGGACCCCUGUGCUGUGUGUCCUGCCAUGCCUGUCUGGGGAUACAAAGGCCCCAGCUGCUGCGUGGGAGCUCCUGAGUGAGUGGAGCCUGCUAUAAGCGCUGUUUUUGCCAAGAGAGGUGGCUCUGGGGUUUCCUGCCACUCCCGCCCCCAGGAAGGUGACAAGGCCAUGCUAUUAUCACCAGACAGAUACCCCAGCCCCGGUUGGCCAACCCCAAGCUCAGCCCUGUUUGUGGUUAGGGGAGUUCUAGAGAGAACAUAGUUGGACCCCUGCUACUUCCUGAAACCUCAGCGAGGACUGCAGGGAGGGUGCGAGGUCAGCCGUGCAGGCGGGACCUUGGGUCAUUUUAAACUGUCAGAGUGAACGUCCUGAUAUGACCGACAAGCCGCAUGACAUGGACUUAGAAAGCUUAUUUUAGAGCCACACUGAGAGCGGAACCAGCACAGUAUGUCAGGAAACGCCACCCCAGUGACCACCCCGUGGGCUUCCGUGGGCCUCCCCACCAAGACCUGCAGCAACGUGUCGUUCGAGGAGAGCAGGGUGGUCCUCAUCGUGGUGUACAGCGCCGUGUGCGUGCUGGGGCUGCCGGCCAACUGCCUGACCGCGUGGCUAGCGCUGCUGCAGGUGCUGCAGGGCAACGUGCUGGCCGUCUACCUGCUGUGCCUGGCACUCUGCGAGCUGCUGUACGCCGGCACGCUGCCGCUCUGGGUCAUCUACAUCCACAACGAGCACCGCUGGACCCUGGGCCUGCUGGCCUGCAAGGCGACCGCCUAUGUCUUCUUCUGUAACAUCUACGUCAGCAUCCUCUUCCUGUGCUGCAUCUCCUGCGACCGCUUUGUGGCCGUGGUGUACGCACUGGAGAGUCGGGGCCACCGCCGCCAGAGGACUGCCAUCCUCAUCUCCGCGUGCAUCUUUAUCCUUGUGGGGAUCGUUCACUACCCAGUGUUUGAGGCGGAAGACAACGACACCUGCUUCGACAUGCUGCAGAUAGACAGCAGGAUCGCUGGGUACUACUACGCCAGGUUCACCGCAGGCUUCGCCAUCCCGCUCUCCAUCAUCGCCUUCACCAAUCACCGGAUCUUCAGGAGCAUCAAGCUGAGCGUGGGUCUGAGCGCUGCCCAGAAGGCCAAGGUGAAGCACUCGGCCAUCGCGGUGGUGGUCAUCUUCCUGGUCUGCUUCGCCCCGUACCACCUGGUUCUCCUCGUCAAAGCUGCUGCCUUUUCCUACUACAGAGGAGACAAGAACUCCAUGUGCGCCUUGGAAGAGAGGCUGUACACAGCGUCCGUGGUGUUUCUGUGCCUGUCCACCGUGAACAGCGUGGCUGACCCCAUCAUCUACGUGCUGGCCACAGAACAUUCCCGCCAAGAAGUGUCCAGAAUCCACAAGGGGUGGAAACAGUGGUCCAUGAGGACAGACGUCACCAGGCUGGCCCACACCAGGGACACCGAGGAGCAGCAGUUGCCUGUGACACUGGCAGACCACACCUUCUCUGGGCCUGUGCACCUACCGGGGUCACCAUGCUCCCCCAAGAGGCUGAUGGAGGAGUCCUGCUGAGCCCACCGUGUGGUGCGGAGGCUGGCAGGCUGGGGUCCUGGAGCCAGCAAUGUGGCUCUGGUCCACUGAGCCCCCCAGCCACAGUGCCCAUGUCCCCUCUGGAAGACAAACUCCCAACUUCUCGUUUCUGAAGCCACUCCCUCGGUGACCCCUGGCCCUGGGCUUUCCCACAUGGAAGGUGGCUGCAUGCCAAGGGCGCAGCCAUGCCUCCAGGCUGCCAGGAGCCCAGAGAGCGUGUGGCAGGCAGUGGGGCCUCUUCAUCAGCAGCCUGCCUAGCGGGCUCCCUUAGCUGUGGGCAGGCAGCGGGGCUGCUGGCAGAGGUACCCGGUGGCUGCCCUGUUCGCAUCAGUGCUGAUGACUUUCUUUUCUAGGUAUUUCUGCAAGUGUCACCCGGAUGCGGUGGCACACAUGGGCCCUCCAACCUCCUGCCUCAGAACGCCAGUGGGCAGCAUGCCAGGGUCACCCAGCAACCUGGCAGUGCCUAGUAGGGCAUAGGGCAGCCCGCCACCUCCAAGGGGGCAGAAGCCCUUGUCUGGGAUUGGGUCUGUGCUGAGCCGGAAGGUCUCUCAGGAGCUGUGGGGCAGGGUGGCCAGCUGCUCCGGUUCCCAGAGGGCAGCCCAGGCAUCCUCCAUGGGGGACCCCAAAUAUCCACGUCCAGAACACCAGGUGGCAGGACAGGCAUGACACAGCCACGGCAGAGCCAAGGGGUGCCAGAGUCCCCAGCUGCAUCCUCGGGGAGAAGCUGGUGAGGUGUCUGCACGAGGUGGGAUCCGCGCCCUCAGCCCCUCACUGAGGCGGGAGCGCAGCAGGUGGUCUGCCUGUCUGACAGAGAAAGCCAGCUCCCUGCACCCUUGGGGCCAAGUCGGACCUGGCUCUGCCCCGACAGGCCCUGCCUAGGCCAGGUCACAGUGAUAACCUGGUUUCCCCAUCUGUAAAAUGGGGCCAAUGACACCGACCUCGAGGGGGCCACCAUCGGGGUCCGUCUUCCUCCCUGCACUCACCGCACUGAGCCGGCCGGCGCUGCACCUGGACAGGGAGCCCAGCGCCCAGCACAGCGCAGGGGCUUCCAGCGUGGCCACACAGCACGGUGGGGCUGAGCUGCACUUUCAUUUUGUAAGGCAGCUGUGCAGUUGUUCUUCCUUUUUUUAAAAAAAAUACUAUUUAUUUUGUUAGAGAUGGGGCCUUGCUCCAUUGCUCUGUUGCCUGGGCUGGAGUACAGCGGCACCAUCACAGCCCACUGCAGCCUCAAACUCCUGGACUCAAGCGAUCCUCCCACCUCGGCCUCCUGAAUAGCCGGGACUAUAGGCGUGCACCACCACACACCCAGCCAAAAUCGCCGUCUUUCUUGAGAGAGUCAUCAGAAAAAUACAACAUGGAAAAAACCUUGUCUCUUUUUUUGGUAUUAAAAAAAAAUAGCUGGGCGCGGUGGCUAACUCCUGUAAUCCCAGCACUUUGGGAGGCUGAGG
This is a messenger RNA of Cebus imitator (Panamanian white-faced capuchin), 5997 nucleotides long. It is a transcript of the gene GPR132, whose product is annotated as G protein-coupled receptor 132. Gene Ontology annotation, molecular function: G protein-coupled receptor activity. Gene Ontology annotation, biological process: negative regulation of G2/M transition of mitotic cell cycle; G protein-coupled receptor signaling pathway; G1/S transition of mitotic cell cycle. The transcript is spliced from 3 exons. Bases 3425 to 4531 code for a protein of 368 amino acids. Gene Ontology annotation, cellular component: membrane. Lineage: Eukaryota; Metazoa; Chordata; Mammalia; Primates; Cebidae. The record is from RefSeq and is a predicted model, not a curated record.